Anopheles marshallii is the source of this 1560-nucleotide messenger RNA. RefSeq names its product tubulin-specific chaperone E (gene Tbce). NCBI's taxonomy places the organism in Eukaryota, Metazoa, Arthropoda, Insecta, Diptera, Culicidae. The record is from RefSeq and is a predicted model, not a curated record. The coding region runs from base 1 to 1560 and encodes 519 amino acids. The transcript is spliced from 5 exons. Gene Ontology annotation, molecular function: alpha-tubulin binding. Gene Ontology annotation, biological process: protein folding.
AUGAUACUCCAAAACCAUCUCGAACAUGGUGUCCGCGUUAAAGUGGGCCACCACUUUGGAACGGUUCGCUACGUGGGCGAGGUACCAAACACGGAAGGCGACUGGAUUGGCAUCGAAUGGGAUGAUCCUGAACGGGGUAAACACUCGGGCACGGUCAACGGUGUGCAGUAUUUCCAGACAAGCGCACCGACGGCAGGUUCGAUGAUACGCAGUGAGAAGCUCACCAAAUUCCAAACACUCGAGCAAGCCAUCACAGAGAAGUACACCAUGACAGAAGAUACGCUACGGCUGGAUUCGGAGAUGAUCCGUGCGGUACAGAAGCAACUCCAUGCACCGUUGUUUGAGAUUGUUGGCAUGGAGAAGGUGGGAGGAAAACAAAGCAAUUUGCAGCAGCUGGUGGACGUUUCCGUGCGCUACUGUCCGGUAAAUGUGGCUGGAGAUCUGAGCAGUUUCGUUAAUCUGCAGAUGCUCGACGUGUCCGCGACGCUCCUGUGGAACUGGACCGUCGUUGCGAAUAUUGCCGAACAGAUACCGACACUGCAGGAGCUGAAUUUAUCGAACAACCGUUUCGUUGACCCGUAUGAAGAGCAGAUCAGUAUGUUGGCGCAGAAAUUUCAAAACAUUCGCAAAAUCAUUCUCAGAAGCUGUGCGCUCCGGUCGUGGAGUGAAUUAGUCCGCUUGGCACGAAUGUGGCCCGCAAUUGAAUAUCUUUCCUUGGAGCAAAACGACAUCGGGUACAUCGAGGACGAAGCCCCCUACAUCGUGGCGCUUAGUCGUCUGAAGCAUCUCGAUCUGCAAAACAACUCGGUACGGGAUGUGGAAUCGGUGCGCAAUCUUGGUAAACUGCCAGCUCUCGAAGAGCUGCUACUGAACGGGAACGGUAUCCGCGAGGUACGGUUCACGGACUGUCCACACAACGAGAAGGUGGAUUUGUUCCGGCAGUUGCGCACAAUCUACCUGCGGGACAACCCACUGCAGGAUCAGUGCAGUACGUUUAACGAACUGGACAAGUUGGCCCGCCUGGAGCACGUUACACUCGAUCCGGAUCCUGCCGUAAGCUAUGAGGAAACGGUAGCAAGAAUCGUCGGAUCGAUCGGUGGUUUACGCAUGUUCAAUCGUUCCACGAUCAGCGAAAAGUUACGCCGCGAUUCCGAGUGCGACAUGUGGAAACUGUACGCGAACCAGUGGGCGGAAGUACGCAACGAUGCACAGCGAUUGAAGGCGUUCUUCAAAGCGCAUCGCAUGUAUCCGCGUGUGAUGGAGCGGUUGGGCAGUCCGGAGCAAUUUCUGCCCGAUACGCGCAAGGUAACGAACAUGAUCCAUCUGCAGCUGCUGAACGAAAAGACGGUCGAACUGCGGGAAAAGAAAGUCCCGAAACGGAUCAAUUUGCACACGCUCCAGAAUCUGAUAGUGAAGCUGUUCGGUUUGCCGGACUGUACGUCCUCGUUACGGUUGUACCUGCUGGACAGGAAGCGUAAGGUGCGAAUACCGCUGGAAAACCAUGGCAAAAGUUUGGACUUUUAUUCGGUUGAGGAUAACGAUACGAUCGUGUUCGAAUAA